UGUUUUUGGCGCUAUAAAAACGAUAGCAUACAGCAAGAGUGCCAACCAAAUCAAUUACUGCAACUAAAGCAGACGGAAGUUCACGAUGAUGAAGUUACUGCAAUUGCUGCUGUGGGCCGCCUGGUUGCACUUCAGCUUAACAGAGGGGAAUACUGAAGUCUGUCGCAAUGCCGAAGCUUUUACACUAAUGCCGCAUGAGCUGGACUGCCACAAGUUCUAUGUCUGCACGGGCUUGGAAGACGGCAGCGCACAGGAAUACACUUGUGCCGCUGGCUAUCACUACAGCCGAUUGCAGCAGCGCUGUGUGCAUGGCGUCUGCGAGGAGCAGCGCUGCAAUGCCAGCUUGCCCAACGUGCAGCGCCUGGCCCAUGAUUGCACAAGUUACAAGCACUGCACCAGCCGGGGCAGCUAUCAGUAUGUCAGCUGUGGACGCCAUCGCUAUUUUGAUGUCGGGCAUCAGGCUUGCCUACCCAUUGAAGCGACGCCUGCACAUCAAUGCAGCUGCAUUAUGCCAGAGCAUACAGUGCUGGCCAACCAGCAGGAUUGUCGUAGCUACUAUCGCUGCGAGCAAGGACGUGCAGCGCUUAAGAUUUGUCCAGUUGGCUACUACUAUAAUUCUAGCAUUAGCGGCUGCCUGCUGGAUGUCAACAAUGUUUGUCCUUCUAAAGACAGUGCUGACAACUUUGUCAGCGUUGAGCUGGCGGAGUGCAAUAAGGUGGGCAGUCGUGUUGUGCCACAUAGCACUGAUUGCAGUCGCUACUUUGCUUGUGUAAGCACUGCAGCCAUAGAGCUAAGCUGCCCCAGUGGGCAAUACUUUGAUGUGCUGCAACGCAGCUGCACGCAGGAUGAGGGACAAUGCCAAAAGCGUCUUAUGCCGCCUACUUCAGUCAAAGUGGAGCCACAGACACAGCCGCAUCAAGCACCGAAGGAAAAAAUUACAGAGCAAACUACACCAGAGUUGGUGUAUAACAAGCUUUCAUCAAAGUUUGUAUUAAACUAAUAACUCUAUGCACUCUUAAGCAUCAAAUAUAGUUCUGCGU
Molecule: messenger RNA, 1040 nt
Organism: Drosophila busckii
Lineage: Eukaryota; Metazoa; Arthropoda; Insecta; Diptera; Drosophilidae
Product: peritrophin-48
Exons: 2
Coding region: 86-1000 (304 amino acids)
Cellular component (GO): extracellular region
Molecular function (GO): chitin binding
Source: RefSeq, a predicted model, not a curated record